AUGGGCAAAGUUCACGGAUCCCUCGCCCGCGCUGGCAAGGUCAAGUCGCAGACCCCCAAGGUCGAGAAGCAAGAGAAGGCCAAGACCCCCAAGGGCCGCGCCCACAAGCGUGAGAUCUAUACUCGCCGCUUCGUCAACAUUACCCUCACCCCUGGUGGCAAGAGAAAGAUGAAUGCGAACCCAACCGCUUAAAUCGAAUGAACAUCACUGAGGGAGGGGCUCUAUCUCGCUAGGCGUUGAGGACCGGGCAUGGGAAUAUGGGCUCGCUAUCUUUCUAACGGCGCUUGGACUCGGUCGGCAACGUUGCGCUGGUAAUUGCGGUGGCCAUCUUAGCCUGGCAUCAGGGCGCAUCGGCGUUUCGGUCGGAGAAUGACAUGAUGUCCGUUUGGGGCCGACAUCUGGCCAUAGAGUUGAGAAAUUUUAUUGGGGCCGUGUGGCCAUAAUCCAAGAGAUCUCAUAAUCAACACCGGUUUGGAGUUCCUCCCAUGUCUUGAAUGUCUGUCUCUGC
This is a messenger RNA of Podospora pseudopauciseta, 508 nucleotides long. Its product is annotated as 40S ribosomal protein S30. NCBI's taxonomy places the organism in Eukaryota, Fungi, Ascomycota, Sordariomycetes, Sordariales, Podosporaceae. Gene Ontology annotation, molecular function: structural constituent of ribosome. The record is from RefSeq and is a predicted model, not a curated record. The coding region runs from base 1 to 192 and encodes 63 amino acids. Gene Ontology annotation, cellular component: cytosolic small ribosomal subunit; ribosome. Gene Ontology annotation, biological process: translation. The transcript has 4 exons.